CAGUCUGGCAGAGAAACACCCACACCGCCCGCUUCGUCUUUCUACAACCUCUCCGUCUCUCUGCGCCUCUUUAUCGGCUUUUCCCACCGCUCCAACGGCCGGCUAGCUGCUGGGCGGACCCGCGUUGGUACCUUUUUUUUAUUUUUUUACUCCGUUUUUCGCACGAACUGAGGCUUUAUUCUUUCGAAGUUGAUUCAGGGGAAAGAAGCGAAAGAAACAGAGAGAGAGCGAGAGAAAGACAGACAGGGGAGAGCAAUGGCCACGACAACCUGUACGCGAUUCACGGACGAGUAUCAGCUGUACGAGGAGCUGGGAAAGGGAGCGUUUUCAGUGGUGCGCAGAUGUGUGAAGCUGUCGACAGGGCAGGAAUAUGCUGCUAAAAUAAUCAACACCAAAAAGUUAUCUGCAAGAGAUCACCAGAAGUUGGAGCGAGAGGCUCGGAUCUGUCGCCUUUUGAAACACCCCAACAUUGUUCGUCUUCACGACAGUAUAUCAGAGGAGGGUUUCCACUACCUCCUGUUUGACUUGGUGACCGGAGGUGAACUGUUUGAGGACAUCGUAGCCAGAGAGUACUACAGCGAGGCGGACGCCAGUCAUUGCAUCCAGCAGAUCCUGGAGGCGGUGCUUCACUGCCAUCAAAUGGGCGUGGUGCACCGGGACCUAAAGCCAGAGAACCUGCUCCUCGCAAGCAAGUGUAAGAACGCUGCAGUGAAACUUGCCGACUUUGGCCUGGCCAUCGAGGUGCAGGGGGAUCAGCAGGCCUGGUUUGGGUUUGCAGGAACACCAGGAUACCUGUCCCCCGAGGUAUUGAGGAAGGAGGCAUAUGGCAAACCUGUGGACAUCUGGGCCUGCGGGGUGAUUCUCUACAUCCUGCUGGUGGGCUACCCUCCUUUCUGGGACGAGGACCAGCACAAGCUGUACCAGCAGAUCAAGGCUGGGGCUUAUGAUUUUCCAUCCCCAGAGUGGGAUACAGUCACCCCAGAGGCAAAAAACCUGAUCAACCAGAUGCUUACAAUCAACCCAGCCAAGAGGAUCACUGCUCAGGAGGCUCUUAAACACCCAUGGGUCUGCCAACGAUCCACAGUGGCAUCUAUGAUGCACAGACAGGAGACUGUGGAGUGCCUGAAGAAAUUCAAUGCCAGGAGGAAACUCAAGGGGGCGAUUCUUACAACCAUGUUGGUUUCCCGAAAUUUCUCAGUCGGCAGCAGGCAGACCACCGCUCCAGCCUCUGUGACUGCGGCAGCGGCAGCUGUGGCUGCAGCCGCUGGCACCACUGCAGGGCUGGUGGAACAAGCCAAGACUUUACUCAACAAAAAGGCAGAUGUUAAGAAACGCAAGUCCAGCUCGACUGUCCAGUACAUGCCUCAGACAAACAGCACCAAAAACAGCAUAGUCACCAGUCCCAAAGGAAACAUCCCUUCACCUGCUCUGGAACCUCAGACAACUGUCAUCCAUAAUCCGGUGGACGGGACAAAGGAGUCGUCAGACAGCAGCAACACCACCGUGGAGGACGAAGAUGUGAAAGGAAAGAGCUUAGACAACAGCUCACUUAAGGCGCAGUCCAGCACAAGUUCCCAGCCUGAUAGCACUCAGGGCUCCUCAGCUGCUGUGCACUCUGCUGCGAAGUUCGCUGACCUGCUGGGCUCUGUGCGUAGAGGCUCAGGGCCCAUCACCGACGGAGAAGGUAGAUCCAGCACUCCGCCGCCAGCCGCCCUCUCCGCCCCUUCCCCUCCACACACCCCUGUUGUCCCCAUGCAGAUGUCGCGGCUCACAGACCUGGUAAGCAGCGUCCGCAGGGUGCCGCCGCCGCCCGCUGCACCCAACGGCGACAGUGCCUCGGCGCCGGCCCCCGUCACCAAGCCGGCCCCUCCACCUGCACACACCACUCCCCCACCUCCUUCCCACUCCCCCUCCAGCCCCUCCUUGUCCUCAUCCCAGACGCGCAAACAAGAAAUCAUUAAGAUCACCGAACAGCUGAUCGAGGCCAUCAACAAUGGAGACUUUGACGCUUACGCUAAGAUCUGUGAUCCUGGGUUGACUUCGUUUGAGCCGGAGGCGUUGGGAAACCUGGUAGAGGGAAUGGAUUUCCACAGAUUCUACUUUGAGAACCUUUUGGCUAAGAACAACAAGCCCAUCCACACCACCAUCCUGAACCCCCACGUCCACCUGAUCGGCGAGGACGCCGCCUGCAUCGCGUACAUCCGGCUCACUCAGUUUGUGGACAACCAGGGCCGGCCGCGCUCCAGCCAGUCGGAGGAAACGCGUGUCUGGCAUCGCAGAGACAGCAAGUGGCAGAACAUCCACUUCCACUGCUCAGGCGCGCCAGCUGCGCCUCUCCAGUGAGGGUUGAAUGCUGUAGUUGUGUCUAUCAGGAACGAUUUGCUGGAGAGAAAAGAGGAGGAAGAGGACGGGAUGAAGGAACACAUCCAGUGUUGACUUGGAGGACAUGGCUCGUCACGCCUCAACAAUCAAAUCCCUCUCUCACUGGACUCCCAGCCUCCAUCCCCCAGCAUGCACCUCUGCUUCGACAACCGUGACCCCGCCUCUGUCUGCAUCCACAAAAUAAGCUCCUGAGGACCAUCGCUCUACAUCUUCUUUUUCUUCUUCUUCUUCUUCUUUUCCUUGUUCUUCUUCUCUCCAGCUCACUGAGUGUUUGAGUCGGGGUGUGGCGCCCCCUACCAGUGGUCUCUCUCCCACCCCCGCAAUAUUUUUGUGACCCUCUCUUGUCCUCCUGUGAAUCCACACCUGUGUGACAUAAACACUGCACUGGAAAUACAGUAUGUAAAGUUUUAAGUAAAAUCUAUAAUUAUCAUUACUAUAUUAUGAUUACUAUUGUUACACAUUUGCAAUUGUAUAUGUAAUUUGUAUAAUUCAGAUUUCCUGAUGCCAGUGGUUUUUAGAGUUGAAGAAACUUUUUUGUUUUAUCUUUUUAAGGAAGCAUGUUUUAUUCCCCAUAGUAACAGUGGCUGUUUUCUUGUUUUUUUAUUAUUAUUAUUAUUAUUGUGGCUGUUAAGUGGAAAAGGUUUAUUGGCCAUUUUUAUAAUUUGCUUCUUCUACGUUAGCUAUAAUACUGCACUUGAAGUUCAAACGUUGGUUUCAGUAUCUUUACUUUUAUCGUUCGGUUGUUUUUUGCUGCUUUUUGGAUGGGACGUUUCUGAACGUAGAGUUUGACUACACGGCAGGGGUCAGAAGUUUACAUACAGUCAAGGAUGUGAUUAAGUUUAGGCUGUGAGGGAUUAGUUUACUUUUUUAGUGUGGAAUAGGGGGGGAAAAACACGUCACUUUCAUUAUUUUAAAAAGCAAGAACUGGGCGCACAAGUUUGAUUUUACUGUGGAUUUCCCCUGAUAGCACAACAAAUUCAAAUUUAUACAUACAAGCCCCACUAAUAUCUGGCAAAGCAAGUUGCCUUUCUACCAAACAUUAAGCAUCUGGCUCCAUAUUUGAUCCAUCUUCUUACCGGUUUAUUUAAACUGGUUUGUUUGGUCUGUCUAUUCAACAACUUAAUUUUUGUUGGGUAUUUACGUCUUCUUUUUUUAAUAAUUACCUAAACUUUGUGCAAUGCGUCGGUAUCACUGGCAGGAAAACUCCCACCAACAUCCAUGCCAGAUGGUUCAGUUUACUUGGGUUUGAAACAAUAAGAGAGUUUAAGUGGCUAGAUUAGAUAAUCUUAUAGUUUUGCCCUCUAAGUAUGAGAGAAAAUUCGCAAUUAAUUCAAAUUUCUUCUCAAAAGUCCAUCUGGUUGUUCGUUAAAAGUGAGGGAGCUGGGGAAAAAGCAGCGUAAAUAAAUCAAAAACUGAUGAAAGUAGGUAAACUUAUGACCAGAUCUGAACAGGAUGUGUUGGUGAGCGCGGUCAUGCUAGGUAGCGACGUAGCAGUCACAGUCCACUCCAGGUAACCGAGCACAAUCAGAGGAACCUGCAGUUGAUUCUCAGCUGCCCUGCAGAAACACAAAAUCUGAUCAAGUUGUCUAGUUUCCAGUGCAAAAACCCUUUAAACACUUUCAAAUAAGACAAAACUAAUUUAUAUGCAGCUUGUUUUAAGUCAGUUAUUUUUGCAUAUUGAUACAAAUUACUACUUGCUGUUUUCUUUCACUAAUAAAAGACAUUUUUCUCAUGUUAUAAGUGAAAUAAUCUUGCAGCAGAACUAUCAAUCAAGUUUAUUUGUGUAGUAUAUUUAAUCAACAAGGCAGGUCAAAGUGAUUCACAUCAUAAAACAAAAUUAAUUUUGUCACCAAUUGAGAAAGUAGUAACAAAUAUGACAUUUUGUCAAGUACCAUCAUCAAUACACAUUAAAUAUGCUGGUCAAUAUUUCAUUUAUUGUGAAACACUGACUUAAAUGAAUUCAGUGUUUCGGCUGUGUUGCAGUUUUCUGGAAGUUUGUUCUAGAAGAUGAAUGCUGCUUCUCCAUGUUUGGUUCUAGUACUUUUUCAUUCGCAAUUGACUUAAAACAAGUUCUUAUCUUCCUAAAAUGUUGCUUAGAAGUUAGUGUCUUAUUUCAAGGGAACUGAGAUAUUUUCACUGGAAACCUUACAGAAAUACUUGAUAAGAUUAUUGUAGAGGUUGUGGCAGAAGAGGCUGAAGCACCUCAGUAAAUCAAGAAGAAAACUUUCUUUUCCACCUUUCUCUUACCUGCACUCAGGAGCUCUGAUUCGUGUUUUAAAGUUGCACAACCUACAGAGAAGAGCAUGUUGUCUAGUUGUUUUCUACAAGCAUCAAAUAUAAAGUGUCAGAUGAGGAGGAAGUUCUGCUGACACCUCCCUCUGUUUUCAGUCAGACCUGAAGCUCAGUGACUCAUCCUGAACCUGCUUGGGGCUCGUUUUAUUUUCGGUGCAGACGGGGAAGCUCAGCCGGUGUCUUCUGCUGUUGCUUGGAGACGGAUGAACACCCGCUUGAAGCUCAGCGCUCCUUCUUAAAAAGGCAGAGUUAUUUUUAACCUGCACUGCUGGCUGAAACACAACAGCAGGUUCUUUUUUUUUUUUUCUUUAAUUGAAAGCGACAAAAGAAGUCGGCGCUCUGAACGACAGAUCCUUUCGGAUUUGUGUGACCUUCCUCGUUUCUGAAGCCAUAGAGCAGAAAGCUGGCGUUACUGCUGCUUUUUUCCAAAUGAAGCACAUUCAAAAACUAAGACUCCAACCUGCAGCGGUGGGGAAUCAUGAAGGUUGUGUUUGCUUGGUGCUUCAAUCAUGUCGGUCUUUUAAUACAGUGUGCAAUAUAUUUGUAUGUGCAUGUAGAUUUAAAGCCUUCAGUGUGUGCUCUUUGAAACCCUGGGGGAGGUUUAGGAGGCGUUUUAUGAGAAACAGCAACGGGCCUUGAACCCCAGGAUGACUUUUUUUUUCAUGCUUUGUUUUUUAUUUUUCUGUGCUUUUACUUCAUUAUGUUCGGUUUGUGUACAGUGUUAUUAGCCUUUCAUGACAUAAAGUGCUUGUGCCAGAGGCAGCAGGGUAGAGCACAGAUGGACUUUGCAGCACUGAAAACUGAUGUUUGUUUUAGAAGAGGUUCGACUCGCGAUCAGCUCCGCUGUUCUUCGUCCACCACUAGCUGCCUUCGCGUUUUGUAUCACCGCUCGGUCCGAACAAGAGAUUCAGAGAGACCCAGCUGUCGGUUUGGUGAACAGUCCUCAGGUUUUUAUUUAUUUUGAGUAUUUAUUUAUUUAUUUUAGUGGAUGUUUUUACUGUGCUUUUUUUUUUUCUUAUUGUUUUCCAAUUGUGCAAGUACUGUCUGUAAAACCUGUUCUUAAAGGGAUAGCACACCUAAUUUGGCCGACAUACAAUGAGUUGGGUCUAUGGAGUGUCAAAAGUUCAAAUAUUUUUCAAAAAAUCCAGAAAAUUGGGUGUGUAAUAAUUAAUUUAAUACCCUGUCAACCACAUUAAUAUCCAAAUCUGAAAUCCACUAAUCAAAGGUUUAAGGUAAAAAUAUAUCAACUUAUUUCAUUUACUCAUGCAUUUGAGCACACAGUCAAACUUAUAAAUUAUAUUAAGAGAUAAUUAUUGUAUUUUUGUAAAUAUUUUUGUUAUUACCAACAUAUUUGAUUUAUUGUAACGCAUUAUAAAUGAAUAGUAAAUCCAUUAAUUAUCUACGUAUUUUUUUGCAAAUUAUAAUUAAAAGACUUUAAAGUAAUAAUUUAUUUUCCUUACUGAAUUGGGGCACAUUUGGACUUCCGUAGUUAUUCUGAGCUACUGUUUUCAGAGGGACACUUUAUGACUUAUAUACUUGUACAGGAUUGUAUUUUGCGUCAGCCGUCCCUCGGAUGUUUCAACACUUUCUUGACUUUUGUCAGACGAAGCCUUUUUCCUCACCACUGAGUUUGUGUCGUACUCACGUCUCAUCCAGUAAGGACACUCUUGUCUACUUCAACAUGUUUUAAUACUAAGAGGUCAACCCUUCUCCAGAAAAAAAAGAAGAAAUAGCAGCAUGUACAGUACAAAGUGAUGUUUUCUGUUCUUAGUGUGUUUCUAGCCUUGAAAAUCAACAUAAUAAGACUCACAUAUUUAAAACGAGGGAGUUCACAGUAUUAUAGCACUGCUGCUAGCAGCGUAUCUUUCAUCUUCUUUGCAUGACAGUCAAAAGGACACUUUUAGUUUUUUGGUGUUUUUAUUUGGGUUCUCAUUUUCUACUGAAUGCUGGUAAACUCGACCUUUCUCUAUUUUCUCAGCUUUUUAAGUGCAUAUAACUAUUUUUGUCUCCAGAUGAUAUAAUGAAGAUGAUUAAUAUGGUAAGGAUUAUUAUAAUCAUGACUGUGGCACUAAGGAUGACUAUGAUAAAGUCGACAUUGAUGAAGAUGAUGUGUUGAUACUUUUGCAUGCUUUUCUGUGGGUUCUCAGUGUUGUCAGUGCAGCCAGCAGGAGGCGCAGUCGCACCACAUGAAGCACAGAAGAUGUUUUGUAUUUCGUCCAGAAAUUGGAUCAGAAAGACGAAGCGGCUCAUUCAGGCUGAGCUCUGAAGCCGCCAUUUUCACUCUGAACCUCUGCGUUUUUUUGGGGUUUUUUUUUUGUUUUUCCUGCAGCAGCAGCUAAGUUGCUCUGACAACACUGAGGUGGUUUCUCUUCUGUGGGAGUCUCUCUUUUUCCUGCUCCCUCCGUUUCCAACCUUCUUCAAUCAUUUCUCUGCAGUCGGCUCUUUCCGGUUUCCCUUUGUCUCUUUUUGUCAGUUUGGCUUUCUUCUGUAUAAUAUUAACCCUCUAAUUCUCCGCUUCUUCAGAUUAUUGCUCUGUUCUCUUACGUGCUACACGUGUUUCUCUAACUUCAAGAAAAUGUGUUAAGGUGUUAUCAAUAAAAUGAGUUUAAAUAGAAA
Messenger RNA from Poeciliopsis prolifica (blackstripe livebearer), 7290 nucleotides. RefSeq names its product calcium/calmodulin-dependent protein kinase (CaM kinase) II beta 1 (gene camk2b1). The record is from RefSeq and is a predicted model, not a curated record. Gene Ontology annotation, molecular function: ATP binding; calmodulin binding; calcium/calmodulin-dependent protein kinase activity. The transcript is spliced from 25 exons. The coding region runs from base 256 to 2343 and encodes 695 amino acids. Gene Ontology annotation, cellular component: cytoplasm; neuron projection. NCBI's taxonomy places the organism in Eukaryota, Metazoa, Chordata, Actinopteri, Cyprinodontiformes, Poeciliidae. Gene Ontology annotation, biological process: protein phosphorylation.